AUGGAUACGAUUUCAAUAACUGAUGGAAUUCCACAAAAUCCAAAUGAAGAAAGAUUUAAAAAAUUAGUUAAAAAAUUUAAAAUAAAUUAUAAUGGAAUUCAACCACAGUUUCUUUGUCGUGCGCCAGGUCGAGUUAAUCUUAUUGGUGAACAUAUUGAUUAUUGUGGUUAUUCCGUAUUGCCAAUGGCUAUUGAUCAAGAUAUUGUAUCCGUCUUUGCUACAUGUGAUAAUAAUGAAGUACAAAUCAAUAAUACCGACGAAUCAUUUAAAGCUGGUUCAUUUAACAUGGAAAAUUUUUCUAUUUCAUAUGAAAAAUCUGAUUGGUACGAAUAUUUUAAAUGUGGUAUUCAAGGCAUUCGUGAUAAAUUUCCUGAUAUUAAAUUAAAAGGUAUUAAAAAAGAUCGUGAUGAAGAAAAUUUUUUAUCAUAA
Molecule: messenger RNA, 429 nt
Organism: Rotaria sp. Silwood1
Lineage: Eukaryota; Metazoa; Rotifera; Eurotatoria; Philodinida; Philodinidae
Source: the annotation of a GenBank genome assembly